Messenger RNA from Anopheles stephensi (Asian malaria mosquito), 844 nucleotides. RefSeq names its product repetin-like. The transcript is spliced from 2 exons. The record is from RefSeq and is a predicted model, not a curated record. The coding region runs from base 176 to 844 and encodes 222 amino acids. Lineage: Eukaryota; Metazoa; Arthropoda; Insecta; Diptera; Culicidae.
AGUUCCAUCAGCAAAGAAAUUUUGAAGUUUAUCCCAAAGAUAUCUAGCUAGCAAAUCCGAACUACUGUCCCUGACGGGUAGCAGUAUUUGGAUAUUUGUCAGUGUUCUCCGAAAUGGAUCGAAAAAAAAAUCUACCGUCAAGAAGAAAUUGAGCCAAAAUAAGAAAGAGGUGCAGAUGACUGGAGGCGGGAACCCGAGAUUCACGACACUCAACGAGUUAUUAGAACGAAUUGCCGUCAUCACUAACAUUCGAAACAUCACUGCCAGGAUUGAGGGAAGUCUAUGCAUCGGAAUACGCACGGAAAAACGGAACGAAAUAGACCAGCCAGGGCAAUCGCAUCAUAGCCAAGCGACUGACCAACAGGAUUCAUCACACCACAACCAGCCUACUGAACAACCGGGUCCUUCGAACCAUAGCCAGUCCAUAGACCAACCGGAAUCAUCACAGCACAGCCAGCCUACUGAACAACUGGGUCCUUCGAACCAUAGCCAGCCUAUAGACCAACCGGAAUCAUCACAGCACAGCCAGCCUUCUGAACAACUGGGUCCUUCGAACCAUAGUCAGUCCAUAGACCAACCGGAAUCAUCACACCACAGCCAGUAUACUGAACAACCGGAUCUUUCACAUCAUAGCCAAGGAAAUAGGAACCAAUCGGAACCACCUGAACAGAAAAAGACUGCAGCCAAAACAGCAACAUCAAAACUCGCAGAAUUUCAGACAAAGGUGUUGCAACAAACAACGAACAAACAUCUCAGGGAAAUUUCGGAUAGUUUGAAAAUGUUAACAAAGGGAACAUUGGGAUUUUAUGAGGAAAUGCUUAAUUACAUGAAAAAUAACAAAUAA